AUGGCAGCAAACGACUACACCGUCAGGCGGGAUUCCGUGAAUAGCUACACCAGCGGCCCGCAAACCCCACAGGGCGCACUCGGUCGCUAUCAGACUCAGUCACCGCACGAUCCCGCGAUGGCCUUCCCUCUUCAAGCGCAGUUACCGACUCCUAGGAUGAGUCCGCAGAUGAUUGCCGACUACAUACGCCGUCAGGCCAUAUCAACUCAGCCACAGCCGCCCCCAACCACUAUGCAAGCGCAGCCUCCCACUCCCGAGGAGGCUCAGGCACGCCUGAACCGCCAGUUUGCCCUGUUUGGAAUGGCCUACUUCCAGAGGUUGGACCCGCAGGCAAAGCAACAGUUCCAACAGUUGCCUUCGCAGAAGCAAAACGAGGUCGUUAGGAACGCAAUCGAGCAACGUAAACAGCAAGAGAUUCACAAGGCGCGGGAGCAGCAGAUGGCGGCGCAACAGGCAAAGCAACAGGAAGCGCAACAACUGGCAGCGCAGCAACUGGCAGCGCAGCAACUGGCAGUGCAACAACUGGCAGCGCAACAGCUGGCAGCGCGACAGGCACACUUCAACAGAUUUACACAGCAAUACGUCAGCUCAUUCAGUCCUGAGAAGUUGCAACGAUUCAGACAGGGUUCCGGAAUACAGCAAAAGCAGCAUCUUUGCGAUGUCUACCAGCAGAUGCAAAACGCGCAGAAGCUCCAACAGCAGAAAAUGCAACAAAUGCAGCAGCAUCAACCAGCCGGGCAGCUACAGCAGGUGUUGCAGCCGCAACAGCUCGCGCAACAGCCUCAACGUAUUCUGCAAACUCCAGAAGUACAGCAACAUCGACAGCUGCAGUCGCCACGUAUUCUGCAAGCCCCACAAGCUCGGCAACAUCAGGAGCCGCAGACGCAACGUAUUCUGCAAGCUCCGCAAGCUCAGCAACAUCAGGAGCCGCAGGCGCAACGUAUUCAGCAAACACAACCGGCGCCUCAGCUGAAGCGGCCUCGUUCUGACGACGAUGAGCCAAGCCCAGCCACCAAGGUAGCCAAGGUCACGCAGCCAAUUACAGAGCAGCAAUCGGAGAACACAGAGGAUCCAGACGAUCAGAGACUCAGGUCUAAGCUCACAAUCUGGCUCGCAUCCAAUGAGGCUAAGGAAGAAGCUCAGAAGAGCGAGCAGUCUGCGGAGUUGCACUGGCAGAUGCAGCACGCUGGCCCUUACGCCGGCCCUUACGCCGGCUAUGAGCCUGCGAAGUCGAACAUCCCCGACAACUCGUUCUAA
This is a messenger RNA of Alternaria infectoria, 1257 nucleotides long. RefSeq lists its product as uncharacterized. Bases 1 to 1257 code for a protein of 418 amino acids. Lineage: Eukaryota; Fungi; Ascomycota; Dothideomycetes; Pleosporales; Pleosporaceae. The transcript has a single exon. The record is from RefSeq and is a predicted model, not a curated record.